Messenger RNA from Xyrauchen texanus (razorback sucker), 3638 nucleotides. It is a transcript of the gene rab11a, whose product is annotated as RAB11a, member RAS oncogene family. Gene Ontology annotation, biological process: neurotransmitter receptor transport, endosome to postsynaptic membrane; melanosome transport; exocytosis. Gene Ontology annotation, cellular component: axon; transport vesicle; postsynaptic recycling endosome. Lineage: Eukaryota; Metazoa; Chordata; Actinopteri; Cypriniformes; Catostomidae. Gene Ontology annotation, molecular function: GTPase activity; GTP binding. The record is from RefSeq and is a predicted model, not a curated record. The coding region runs from base 126 to 773 and encodes 215 amino acids. The transcript has 5 exons.
AUCCUGUUAGCAUGGCUACUGUCUAAUCACAAACACACUGCAGUGCAGCAGAUGAGAGGGCAGGGACGAGUCGGCACCGCUUUUCCUCCCAAUUCUUCCAUUGUUUGCGCUUUUGUUUUAUCGAGAUGGGGACAAGAGACGACGAAUAUGACUACUUGUUUAAAGUGGUCCUGAUUGGAGACUCUGGUGUGGGGAAGAGUAACCUGCUGUCCCGUUUCACCCGCAAUGAAUUCAACCUUGAGAGCAAAAGCACUAUUGGAGUGGAGUUCGCUACACGUAGCAUUCAGGUAGAUGGGAAGACAGUUAAGGCUCAGAUCUGGGACACAGCUGGUCAGGAGCGGUACCGAGCCAUCACUUCAGCGUAUUACCGGGGAGCUGUUGGGGCGCUUUUAGUGUAUGACAUCGCAAAGCACCUGACCUAUGAGAAUGUGGAACGCUGGCUUAAGGAACUGAGAGACCAUGCAGACAGCAACAUCGUCAUCAUGCUUGUGGGCAAUAAAAGUGACUUGCGUCACCUACGGGCUGUGCCCACUGAUGAAGCACGUGCUUUUGCAGAGAAAAAUGGACUGUCUUUCCUAGAGACUUCGGCUUUGGAUUCCACCAAUGUAGAGACUGCUUUUCAGACCAUCCUGACUGAAAUCUACCGGAUUGUGUCCCAAAAGCAGAUGUCGGACCGCCGAGACAAUGACAUGUCACCUAGCAACAAUGUGGUGUCCAUCCAGGUGCAGCCUACCGAGAAUAAACCAAAGAUGCAAUGCUGCCAAAGCAUCUAGCAGCACUCCCACACUCCCAACCACCCACCUGCAACAUCCCCUCCCCUCCUCUUCAAGACUACUUUGGGUCUGCGAUGCAGCUGCACAACUAGGCUUGAGCACAGAGGCUGGUUCCAAAAGCUGGAAUCUCAAAGGGUCACCACCUGCAGUCUGGACUAAGCUCGUUUUGUUUCUUCCUGCCAUGGUAGGCUUUUAUAUUGCAGAUUUUUAAUAAUCAUUUGUGCCGAUCUUCACUGAAAUGUCUUAAUAUAUAAUUUCAUUUGCAAAUGUAUGAAGUUUGCUCAUGUAUGUCUUUAGUAGCAACCCCAUUUUUGCUGUUGCGUCUGGGGUGGAUGGGAGAAACGUGCAGUAUUGGAGGUAUUGCUGUAUUUAAUGUUGUGAUGUAGAGAGAUGACGUCUUUGUUUUUAGAUGUUAGAAAACAAUUGGAGCCCAAACACUGCAGACUUCACCUUCAGCCAUACACGACAAUGGUUUCCACUGCAUGUAAAACUAAGUUGCAGCUCAAUACAACUUCCUUCAUGCGUUAGGCACGGAUUACAAAGCAACAUUGCAUUCUUUAUUUCACCAUCCUAUGGAUGAGGACUUCAAGGCAUAGUUUAUCCAAAAAUGACAAAUCUGUCAUUUAUUCACCCUAAUGUUGUUCCAAACCUGUAUAACCUUUCUUAAAGAGCUGUUUAGAACAACGUAAGGGUGAAUAUUCAUUUUUAGGUGAACUAUACCUUUAAGCUUGUGGCACAGGGAACAUCCUGUACACCGUGCCUCAGACCAAUCCAUAGCUAUUGCUAAUGUGCUAUUUUCCCUACACCAUCAUGUGUGUCUCUUGCAUCCUUGGUUUUAUUUUAGUGCCUUUCAUAAUGGAACGUCACAUGGGACGCCUCCGGUUUCAUGCAUGUGCUUCAAACACUGCGGUUUUACACCUCUACAGCUUUCUAUGCCAGUGCAAUGAGACCUUCAUCACAUGAUGCUCUGCAGUGCUGUAAUUAUGCUGUAAUAUAGUAUAAAACUGACCCCUUCUUUGACUCGAAGGGAAAGUUAAACCCAAAAAUGAAUUUUGUAGUUUACUCACCAUCAUGUUGUUCCAAACCCGAAUUACUUUUAUUUCUUCUGUGGAACACAACAGGAAACCUUUGGUGGCAAGUUAGCCUCGGUCACCAUUCACUUUCAUUGCAUCUUGGGUCCAUAAAAUGAAAGUGAAUGGUGAUUGGUGCUAGUAUUCUGCCUAAAUCUCCUUUUGUGUUACAUGGAUGAAAGUCAAACAGGUUUGGAACAACCUGAGGGUGAGUAAAUGACAGAAUUUUCAUUUUUGGGUGAACUGUCCCUUUAAUCUUGGUUGUCUUAGAUAUUGUUGAAAUAUUCCUGCAUAUUUCAGUUUUUAAUAAACAGUGAUGUCAUAACGUGGAAAGAUUAUUUAUCUGCGGCUUAAAGCGUAAAAGAGGGGAAAGUACUUUGGCUUGUACUUCAAUGCCCACAAACAGGCACAGGUUCUUCUUUGGCACAAUUGAAACUAAAUAACACUACCAACAACCUAUUGAGUGUAAAAUGAGGGAAUAGAGACUUUGUUUUACCUUUUCACUUCCUCCAACUUACAAACACAUGUAAAAUUGUCAUCAAUGCCACCUCAAACCCAUUGUACUAUUGAAGGUCACACUUUGUUGUUAAAGUAAGAACAGGAAAAACCAACUGCCCAGCUGACAACCACAUCACAUGAGAGCACUCUAGGGAAUAGACUGGAUUUUAUUUCUCUUUUUGCACUGAAUGUAAAAUAUUUCCCGGUUUGACUUACCCCACUACAGUUUAUGAUAACCAGUAACUUGUAUUUACUCUGUGGUUGUCACUCGAAUUCAGUUUAUUAGCCUUUAAUCGUCGUGGCGAAGUAAUGGGACUCUCAGAUGUUAAGACACAGUGUGAUCAUUUAUGAAUGUAUUAUGUGUUUUAGCCUACAACAGUCUUGUCCUGAUUUCAGCUGAUGGGGAAACUACCACAAGCUGUGAUGCUCGUCUUUGCUUAAUGACUGUCUAAUAAAAUUUACUCUGUGUGACCUAAUAUCAGUAAAGACUGAACUAAUAAUGCGUGUGAUAUAAUGGUCACCAAAGAUGACUUCAGAGUGGAAAAAUACUGUAGACCUCAGCAUUUAGUCCGCAACUCUAAAGUAAUUUACUUUUUUCACUUUGAUAUCGAUCACUUUGACUUUAAUUACCUUAGCCCCAGGUAAAACAACAUAGUUCACAAAGAGAGUUCUCAAUAGUGUCAGAACACAUUCCAGAUGGAAUUGAAAGCCCUUCCAACAGCAGUAGCUGGUGUUCAACCCCACAUAAUGUAAUCACAAAAAUGAAACGGAAUAGAAUGGAUCGACAUCGCUGCACAGGUGCAUGUGAAUAAUGUUAUGUUGUCAGCAGGUCACCUAUAUCCUAGAAGGUAAAACUCUAGAACUUCUAAUGAUAGCAGCAUGUUGAGGUAUUGCAGUACUUAUUAGCAUCAAAUGGUAAAGACGCUGUGAUAUAUAAGUGUUCGGAUCAGUUUAUGUAUAGUGUUGGGGGCUUACCACAUUUAGGACCCUGACUCUGAUUGUAUGACUGUUCUUUAGAGGCAAGGGUUACUGGUGCUAACCGGGGGCCAGUGCCAAUGAUGUGAGCAUACAGAUGGCACAACGAUGGCCUGCCCAUGCACUGCACAAAGCUGGUGUGACCUACUAAGAUUGCCUAGAUAUUACUUUUUAACUGUCCCGUUUUUCACGUAUUGCCUCAAACCUUAUUUCUUUGUCUGCACUGUACUGUGAUAUUAUUUUUUAUUGUUAUGAUUAUACUAUUACUCUGUCCACUGUAAUUCCAAUUUAAGAGAGCAAAUAAAAUGUGUAGUUAUUUCAA